GCCUCCGCCCCGCGCGCUGCUGCCUGGGCCGCCGCCGCCGCCGCAACUUUCCCCCCACCCCCCCGGGCUAGUGUGUGAUGUUGGACAUGGGAGAUAGGAAGGAAGUGAAAAUGCUGCCGAAAUCCUCCUUCAGCAUAAACAGCCUGGUGCCCGAAGCCGUCCAGAGCGACAACCACCCCACCAGCCACCCCCACCACCACCCCCACCACCAUCACCAUCACCACCACCACCACCACCCGCAGCAGCAGCAGCAGCCCCAGCGAGCUGCCCCGGCCGAGGAGGAGGAAGAGGAGAAGAGCCAGCUCCUCCUGCAGCCCCCCGUGGGGGCGGUGGCGGCGGCGGCGGCGGCCACCGCCUCUGGCACCUUGGAGGUGGCCAAGGAGAUCCUGCCGGGCAAGGGGGAGCCGGGCUCGGCCGCGGCCGCCGCGGAGCUGGAGGAGAAGGAGAAAGCGGCGGCGGCGGCGGAGGAGAAGAAGGGGGCGGCGGAGGGGGGCAAGGAAGGGGAGAGCGGCAAGGAAGGGGAGAAGAAGAACGGCAAGUACGAGAAGCCCCCGUUCAGCUACAACGCGCUGAUCAUGAUGGCCAUCCGGCAGAGCCCCGAGAAGCGCCUCACCCUCAACGGCAUCUACGAGUUCAUCAUGAAGAACUUCCCCUACUACCGGGAGAACAAGCAGGGCUGGCAGAACUCCAUCCGCCACAACCUCUCCCUCAAUAAGUGCUUCGUCAAGGUGCCCCGCCACUACGACGACCCGGGCAAAGGGAACUACUGGAUGUUGGACCCUUCCAGCGACGACGUCUUCAUCGGGGGAACCACGGGCAAGCUCCGCCGGAGAUCCACCACCUCCCGGGCCAAGCUGGCUUUCAAGCGAGGCGCUCGGCUCACCUCCACCGGACUGACAUUCAUGGAUAGGGCUGGAUCUUUGUAUUGGCCUAUGUCCCCGUUCCUCUCCCUGCACCACCCCCGGGCCAGCAGCACUUUGAGUUACAAUGGGACCACGUCCGCCUACCCCAGCCACCCCAUGCCCUACAGUUCAGUGUUGACUCAAAACUCUUUGGGAAACAACCACUCCUUUUCCACGUCUAAUGGGUUAAGUGUUGAUAGACUAGUCAAUGGAGAGAUACCUUAUGCCACUCAUCACCUCACAGCAGCAGCUCUGGCCGCCUCAGUGCCAUGUGGCUUGUCAGUCCCCUGCUCUGGCACCUAUUCCCUAAACCCUUGCUCUGUAAACCUUCUAGCAGGACAGACAAGUUACUUUUUCCCCCAUGUUCCUCACCCUUCAAUGACUUCUCAAAGCAGCACUUCAAUGACGGCCAGGGCAGCCUCCUCCUCCACGUCUCCACAGGCGCCCUCCACUCUCCCUUGUGAGUCCUUAAGACCUUCUUUGCCAAGUUUUACAACAGGACUUUCCGGGGGACUUUCUGAUUAUUUCACACAUCAGAAUCAGGGGUCUUCUUCAAACCCUUUAAUACAUUAACAUCCAUGGGACCAGACUACCAAAGAUUGGGUUUUAGAAAAUGCACUCAAUGUCCGAAGUAAUUUAAACCAACAACAACAUUGUUUCAGCUUGCAGCACUGCCCGUUCAAAUGAAUCAGAAGGGGACAAAAUUAAUGAUUGCCUUCAGUUUGUGUUGUGUAUAUUUUGAUGUAUGUGGUCACUAACAGGUCACCUUUAUUUUUUUUCUAAAUGUAGUGAAAUGUUAAUACCUAUUGUACUUAUAGGUAAACCUUGCAAAUAUGUAACCUGUGUUGCGCAAAUGCCGCAUAAAUUUGAGUGAUUGUUAAUGUCGUCUUAAAAUUUCUUGAUUGUGAUACUGUGGUCAUAUGCCCGUGUUUGUCACUUACAAAAAUGUUUACUAUGAACACACAGAAAUAAAAAAAUAGGCUAAAUUCAUAUA
This is a messenger RNA of Chelonia mydas (Green sea turtle), 1896 nucleotides long. RefSeq names its product forkhead box G1 (gene FOXG1). Gene Ontology annotation, cellular component: nucleus. NCBI's taxonomy places the organism in Eukaryota, Metazoa, Chordata, Testudines, Cheloniidae. Gene Ontology annotation, biological process: regulation of transcription by RNA polymerase II. The coding region runs from base 78 to 1475 and encodes 465 amino acids. The transcript is spliced from 2 exons. Gene Ontology annotation, molecular function: DNA-binding transcription factor activity; sequence-specific double-stranded DNA binding. The record is from RefSeq and is a predicted model, not a curated record.